Aureobasidium melanogenum CBS 110374 is the source of this 1893-nucleotide messenger RNA. RefSeq lists its product as uncharacterized. The transcript is spliced from 3 exons. Lineage: Eukaryota; Fungi; Ascomycota; Dothideomycetes; Dothideales; Saccotheciaceae. Bases 1 to 1893 code for a protein of 630 amino acids. The record is from RefSeq and is a predicted model, not a curated record.
AUGACUGCCUUGAGUUUUACAUGGUCUCAAGUCGUCACACCAACGACGAUCGGAACCAUGCAUGUGAUGAUCAAUACAGCGAGCAAUAGCACAUGGACCUCUACUGAAAUGCAUACGGAAUAUGCUUCGAAUUCGACCCUGCAGACGUUGACGCGCACCGAUACAAACGCGGAUCGUACUGUCACAGCAGUAGUAUCGGCACUUGACGGGUCCAACAUCACAGUUGCUUACCCUACCCAAGUUCUAGCCCUCGAUACUCAGAUGACUUGGAAUGCUGCUCUUCCCACUACCAUUAAGGGGCUCAACCAGACCUGUUGUCUUGGGCAGCAAACUUUCUCGCCUACACCUAUCCACUCACCUUUUCCAAUGCCUGUGGACAAAACAAACAAGCUCGAUCCAACUGGAUGGCUCUAUUCAUUGUUCCCGGUCGAGGAUGUCAAGGUAAAUCCCAAUCAGAUAUACUCACUGUGGGGCAAUCGAUCCAUUGAGCUGCCAUACACAGGCUGUAGUUUUGCUCCGUGCAAUGUGACACCGAAGUGCUCGUCAGUGAGCCCUGCUGAAGCAGUUUCAGAGGUCCCUUACCUUUACGAUACCGUUACUAGUUUUGUGGGAGCACCUUUUACUGCUUUCACUCACAUUAUGAACACCGGAAAGACAACGUCAUCUGUUGCAGCUUCCGUAUCUACUGCAGAGAUCAGCAUCAAUUCGCCCCAGAGCACAGUCACCACGUCUGUCACUUUGCUGGGUACUAGUCAGGUCCAGAAAACCACCCCUAUAAGUACAGAACUACCAUCCACAGAAGAAGUCGCGAGCCAAUCAGACGUACCUGUAUCCAUCGAUGUCGGAACUAGAUCCAUCGAUGUCGGAACUAGCCCCCAAGGACUCUCCGUUAUUAUACCUACCUCGAAAGCUUCAGCUGUCAGCGAGGAGUUGAGCUCGUCCGUCUUUGCAUCCACUAAGCAAUCAUCAGAUACGACUGCAGGUAUCGAAGGCAGUGCAACUAUCUCAGCAGAGACCAAGCCUCUUCCUACUUCAAACUCACGAGUUGGUGUUGCGCCGCUCUCGUCUGUGGCAUCUCCAGAGCCACAUGCAUCUGGAACUCUCCAAGGAGCCACAACAGUCCCUAUUGCAUCUGUCGGCAAUACCGAUGGUCAAGAUACCAUCGAAACAUCAGUCAAUGUAAACACAGGACUUUCAACUGCAGCCUCAUCAACGACAACUCUGACUUCGACGACUAGAGAGUCUCUUGUGAUCCAAUCUACACUCACUGUCAAUCCGCUGCUCUCAAACCCAGGACAAGUAUCCUCUCCUGAAUCCAGCGUCAACUCUUUGCUGGUCACAACGAGUAAUGCAGGGGUACAGGGAUCGCCCGGUUCCUCGCUUGCAAAUGUGGCUGUCAGCAGUAGUGCAGAACCUACAUCCUCUGAUGACGUGUCCUCGACAGACGAAACAUCCACGAACCAUGCCAUCGCUCUAGAGACAAUCAUAACGGAUAGCCCUGAGGGGACUUCUACGGUCGUUAUCGCAGGCAGCACGGCAUCAAACGCAGAUGCAACAUCCAAGCUCAUGACGUUCAGUCUCCUCAGCCAAGGCUCAUCAGCUCCAUCUUCCGAGCAGCCCUCUGGCUCUUCCGACGUUGUCUCUACCAGUGUAGCAUCUGUACAGAAUGGCCCUUCGGCUACCGAACAGUCUACAGGAUCCUCCUCGUCCGCUGCUUCAGUCACCAAUACUGCAGCCGUCAUACCAUCUUCCAGGAUUGGCAACGGAACCACUGUACUUCCGACAAGUGUGCCUACCUCUUCUAUCGAAGCCUCAAAUGAUGUCGGACAUCUGCAAGUAAUGCGUUUUGAGGCAUUGACGUUGGUUGUCAUGAUAUGUCUCUUCCUCUUGUAG